UACGAAACGUCUGUGCGCAUUAGAGAUUUCCCUUCUUUUCCCAGUAACCCACGAUCCACCGACAAUCCACAAUACCAACAGCAGCAGAACAGCCUGCAGUAAUACGAUGCGAUGCGGAACCACGUACCGACCAACUCACCAACGACGCCGGAAGGCCACAAGGAUCCCGACCCCGUUUUCACAUACCUUCAGCUUUACGCCGAUCCAACAUACAAUGUCCUGAUCUGCCGCAGACCCGAUUGUCGACACGCGAUUUCCCCACAUGGAGCCCAGGUCACCGCACACCUGUGGAAUAAGCACAGUAUCCCUCUAGCCGAGCGCUUAGGACUUCCAGAGCAUAUACGCGAUCACUACUCUUCAGGCUUCCGCAAUCCUACAGAGGCAGCUCUGCCGCCGUCUAGUUCCAGGCCCCAUCCGCAUCUCCUGACCUACGAUGGCUUCAGCUGCCGCAAAUGCGUCUUCUUGACAAUAAGCUUCCAUGAGCUUACGAGGCAUAUCUCGCAGAGCCACCUCGACGGGCAAACCGCGACCCGACCGCGGAUUGGCCUACUCUACGACGAUGUCUACCUACAGUCUUGGGGAGGCGGCCCGAAUCGACGAUAUUGGACUGUAACCGAUGCAGAUGGGAAAACAGGUCGUCUAGUCCCUGGCCGCGUAGCAAAACAACCCCCCCCCCCCCCCCGAGACGCCCGAACGACCUGUUUUCUCGGGGUACGAUUCGACAAGGAAAGACCCAAACGAUAGACGGACUGCUAUCUCUCAGAGCAAGCCAUGGCUAGACCGGACGGGAUGGCAGCAGAUCUUCGAGGGC
Molecule: messenger RNA, 811 nt
Organism: Microdochium trichocladiopsis
Lineage: Eukaryota; Fungi; Ascomycota; Sordariomycetes; Xylariales; Microdochiaceae
Exons: 2
Coding region: 112-744 (210 amino acids)
Source: RefSeq, a predicted model, not a curated record